GCGAGCCCCUCCCACCUAUAAGAAGGCUCUGCGGAGAGGAUUGCCGCAGCCGCAGCUCCGCGCUGAGCCCCGCCGCACCGAGCCGCCGGGACAGCCCGGACCCCCAGCAGCAACAUGCGCGAGUGCAUCUCCGUCCAUGUCGGCCAGGCCGGCGUCCAGAUGGGCAACACGUGCUGGGAGCUGUACUGCCUGGAGCACGGCAUCCAGCCGGACGGGCAGAUGCCCAGCGACAAAACCAUCGGUGGAGGGGAUGACUCCUUCACCACCUUCUUCUGUGAGACCGGGGCUGGGAAGCACGUCCCGCGGGCCAUCUUCGUGGACCUGGAGCCCACUGUGAUUGAUGAAGUUCGGGCUGGAAUAUACCGGCAGCUCUUCCACCCAGAGCAGCUGAUCACCGGCAAGGAGGAUGCUGCCAACAACUAUGCCCGUGGGCACUACACUAUCGGCAAGGAAAUCAUUGACCAAGUACUGGACAGGAUCCGGAAGCUGGCUGAUCAGUGCACAGGCCUCCAGGGGUUCCUCGUGUUUCACAGUUUUGGAGGAGGCACUGGCUCGGGAUUCACUUCCCUGUUGAUGGAACGACUCUCCGUUGACUAUGGCAAGAAGUCCAAGCUGGAGUUCUCCAUCUACCCAGCACCACAGGUCUCCACUGCCGUGGUGGAGCCCUACAACUCCAUCCUCACCACACAUACCACCCUGGAGCACUCAGACUGUGCCUUUAUGGUGGACAAUGAGGCCAUCUACGACAUCUGCCGCAGGAACCUGGACAUCGAGCGCCCAACCUACACCAACUUGAACAGACUCAUUAGUCAGAUCGUCUCAUCCAUCACAGCAUCACUGAGGUUUGAUGGGGCCCUGAAUGUUGAUCUGACUGAGUUCCAGACCAACCUGGUGCCCUACCCUCGCAUACACUUCCCACUGGCCACCUAUGCUCCUGUCAUCUCUGCAGAAAAGGCAUACCACGAGCAGCUCUCAGUGGCUGAGAUCACCAACUCCUGCUUUGAGCCAUCCAACCAGAUGGUGAAGUGCGACCCUCGCCACGGCAAGUACAUGGCCUGCUGCCUGCUGUACCGUGGCGACGUGGUGCCCAAGGAUGUCAACGCCGCCAUUGCCACCAUCAAGACCAAGCGCAGCAUUCAGUUUGUGGACUGGUGCCCCACAGGCUUCAAGGUGGGCAUCAACUAUCAGCCCCCCACUGUGGUGCCGGGGGGGGACCUGGCCAAGGUGCAGCGCGCCGUCUGCAUGCUGAGCAACACCACGGCCAUCGCCGAGGCCUGGGCUCGCCUGGACCACAAAUUCGACCUGAUGUAUGCCAAGCGAGCCUUCGUGCACUGGUACGUGGGGGAGGGCAUGGAGGAAGGGGAGUUCUCUGAGGCCCGGGAAGACAUGGCCGCUCUGGAGAAGGAUUACGAGGAGGUGGGCCUGGACUCCUACGAGGAUGAAGAGGAGGGUGAGGAGUAGAGAAGCCCCCACCAACAAGGACCGUGCUCCUUCCCUGUGUUACCUGCAGAAACCCUUUGCAAUAAACCGUUUCAGAGCCCCCAUGUCUCCCACUAA
Melopsittacus undulatus (budgerigar) is the source of this 1557-nucleotide messenger RNA. RefSeq names its product tubulin alpha-5 chain. The record is from RefSeq and is a predicted model, not a curated record. Bases 115 to 1461 code for a protein of 448 amino acids. Gene Ontology annotation, molecular function: GTP binding; structural constituent of cytoskeleton. The transcript is spliced from 4 exons. NCBI's taxonomy places the organism in Eukaryota, Metazoa, Chordata, Aves, Psittaciformes, Psittaculidae. Gene Ontology annotation, cellular component: cytoplasm; microtubule. Gene Ontology annotation, biological process: mitotic cell cycle; microtubule cytoskeleton organization.